UAGACAUGUUAUUUAUAUAAUAGAAACCGGACCCGGGAACUAAAAUAAUUAACGAUAAAGAACGAUAACUCUGGUCGCUUCGAUAGCAAAAAACCUGACUUCUUCGUUUGAUGUUAACACACACAUGGAACCAAAAUGUGAAUUACUGGUAACGUAAUGAAUGCGGAGGAAAGUCAUCUAUUCACCAGAAAACCAACCAACGCCAGGGACUAACCCCAUAACAAGGAUGACCAAAUUGAAGCUGUGUCUCCGCCUGCUGUGGCACAGGAAGCUCACUCUGUGUGUCUGUGGGGCCAUACUAUUUAUAGUGCUAAACUGGUACAUGCAGAGUGAGUCUUUCCUGAUAGAAGAAUUUAAAUUCCCAGUUCCACCAACGACGAUGUCACGCCAAGAAAAGGGAAAGUUCUCCCCAGAAGAAAUAGAAGUCAUGAGGAAGAAAUCUCUAUCCAAGCAGGAAUCCCAGGUCUAUGUGAACUACAUGGCCGACAACUUUGUCAUUAAUUUCACAGUGAUUCAGAACAGUGCCAGAACUUGUAUCAAGAAAUUCUCCAUUUAUAACGCCGGCCAAAGCAACAUCCCCAGCUUCUUCUGGGCCAUCUAUUUCUAUGACAACGGCAAGGUUGGACACAACAGCUUCCCCUACCCCCGGGGCUUGCCCGUCGAUAACUCGGAACUUCUGAUUUUUCACGAGGCGGGAAACCUCUAUCGUCUCAGUCCCACCGAAAAGUUUUCUCCGUACAUUAAUUCUCGGGACACCAUCGAGGUGCCAUACGAGUCCUAUGGUCCUCACGUUUCCCGCCAUUAUAGUUUCCCGAACUGGUUUGUGUCGUGUGACAUCUGCUCCCCUCGCAUACUAAAGAGUACCGCCGGAGAGGACCUGAGCUUUGUGGAGACGUUCAGUAAGCCCCAGCAGUUGAAGCGAGGCUCCAGGGACUUAUAUAGGGCUUUUACAGCAAAAGACAGGUUCUCAAGAAAUUCAGCAGCAGCCAAAGCCCCUAAACCGUCCGUGCACUCAGUGAUUCCCACCCCCCUGCGGGUAGAUGCUGGGGGAGAGGAAUCUCUGGUAGUGACCCCCUCAGACUGGGUGGUCAGUACCAAGGACUUUGUGGAGGAAGCAUCUCUUCUUGCAGAAAAACUUCACCUAAAGCUUGCUAAGUCUGCAACAUCAAAAGUCAUCACUUUUAGUCAAGGAAAGGUGAACCUUCCCAAGAACUCCAGUCUCUCCGUCUCUGAAGCAUACCACAUUUACAUCAAUCCAAGCAAGAAUACCAUUGAAGUUACGGCCAACGAAGCAUCGGGGGCGUUCUAUGCCACGCAGACACUUCUCUCUCUCACGGAGAAAGACAGGUCAGACACCAGUAAGGAGAAGGGUCACAGAUUUCCCGGGAUGAACAUCACGGAUGCCCCCCGCUUUGAGUACCGGGGACUGAUGUUAGAUGUGAGCCGUAACUUUGUACAGAAGGCGACGGUUCUGAAACUGUUGGAUCUUAUGGCGACGUACAAGGUCAAUAAGUUUCACUUCCACCUGACAGAUGACGACGCGUGGAGGCUGGAAAUCCCAGAAUUCCCUGAGUUGACAAAGUAUGCCUCCAAUCGCUGUCUGGAUCCAUCCCAUGAAGUCUGUCUUCCACCUUCGCUAGGAUCUGGCCCCUUUGUCAACACAUCCGGAUCUGGAUUCUACACUGUCAGCGACUACAAAGAAAUCCUGAGGUACGCAAAAUCCAGGCACAUAGAGGUCAUUCCAGAAAUAGACGUUCCAGGCCAUGCCAGAUCCGCUAUCCAGGCGAUGGAACUGAGAUAUAGGAGAACUAAAAACUCCAUGUAUAGGCUGAUAGAUCCAGAUGACAGAUCCAGAUAUCUCUCUGCUCAAUCUUAUACGGAUGACGCAGUCAAUCCAUGUGUUGAUGGAACAUACCAAUUCUUCAAAGUCAUUCUACGUAACCUUCAGGAAUUACACAAGGAUAUUCAACCUUUGACCUUUUACAUGUUGGGUGGUGACGAAGUUGCAGGAGGGGCUUGGGAAAAAUCCCCGGCGUGUGCAGACUUGAAGCAGAAACACGAGUUAAGGGAUUAUCAUGAUUUGAAGAAGUUUUUCUUUAAGAGGAUGAUGGAGGAACUGAGACAGGAGGACUUGACCUUUGGAUUAUGGGGAGAUGCUGUCUUGGAUAAGUCACUGAAUCCGAAUCCUCUGGAGGAAGGCAUGAAGGGAAAGGUCUAUACAUAUAGUUGGUCCAACGUCUGGGAGUGGAAGAGAGGCUCACUGGCUUACAAACUGGCUAAUGCUGGCUACAAAGUGGUGAUGUCCCCUGCGACCUACUUUUACUUUGACCAGCCCUAUGAGCCGGACUUUGAGGAGCGGGGCCUUUACUGGGCCACGCGGUCCCUCGAUUCUCGCACCGCCUUCAGCUUUGUGCCGGACCACCUGUACUGGAAUCGUGGACGGACUCAGGAUGGAGGCGAGAUGACGGACGAGAUACUGUGCACUGGGGGGUGUCCCCCACUCACCCAGCCCCAGAAUAUACGCGGUAUCCAGGCCGACCUGUGGACGGAGACCAUUAGGACCCCCCAACACCUCCACUACAUGCUCUUCCCAAGAUUCUUGGCAUUUGCCGAGAGGGCGUGGCACAAAGCAUCAUGGGAAGAUCUGACAGACGUGGCCCAGCGGGACAAGGAACAGCAGAAGGACUGGGAGAGAUUUGCAGCCAUAUUGGGGCAGGGGGAGUUAAAGAGGCUGGAGAGCGAGGGGGUGGAGUAUCGACUGGACCCCCCGGGGGCAAGAUUCAGUAAUUCUAUUCUGGAAAUAAACACCAUAUUUCCUGGACUUCCAACGGAAUACAGUCUAAACCAAGGUGCAUCCUGGGAAAAAUACAACCCCAAAAUCACAACCAAACUCUCCAAUGCCGGCAAAAUCCUGGUCCGAUCUUCGUCCUUUGAUGGAAAAAGAAAGAGUCGAGUGGUUUCUGUGGAGAAUUCCAACUGAUUCGCGAUGGUGCCUGAUGUAGCGUACCAGUGUGUGAACUAAGUGCUAUGAUCUCAUGACUAACAAAGUGUGAGAGGUAGGAAUCGUCUGAUGUCUGUCUAUUUGUCUACAUGCAUCAGGGUAUCUGUCUUACUUGUAACUGAAGAAGAAACUGUAACAUUAGAGGGUCAUAUCUGGUGCAAAAAGGUCAUGCAUGACUUGGGCACCAUUUUGUGACCUUAACCAGAGGGGUAAUUUCACAGAAGUCAUGAUCACAUUAUUUUUAUUGACACAGAAAAGAAAACGAAGUGGUAGUAUUCCUUGUUGGACCAUCAUGUUAAUUGUGUUGAUUAAAUGAAUAAGGAAUCAUUCUUUGAGUAUUAUGAGGUGAUAAUUUCGGUUGGGCUGUGGUCAAAUCCAAUAAAGCCCGAAUGGCUUUAUGAGAGAUUUGAUCACGCCCCAACCGAAAUUAUCAUCUCACGAUAUUCAAAGAAUGAUUCCUCAUUACUUAUAUUUAUAUUAUUUCCAAUUUGUACACUUUAAAACAACAUUUUAAAACCACUACUUUUUUAUGUAGCACAUGUAUGUAUUACUACGUGGCGCAGCCAAUACCAUUUUUCGUUCUUGCAAUAAGACACACCCAUUUUGUGUCACUCAUUUUUUAUGGGUUAUAGGCUUCAAAUUGAUUCUUUAUGUUAUCACAGGCAAAGAGGUUGAAAAUGUAAAUAUUUUAUAGUAAGUGAAGUUUAUGUCUUUUGAUUUGUCAUACUCUGAUAUCCAAUGAAUUUUGAUUUUAGUAGGGAAAACUUUUUUGGCUAUAUCUUAUUGUGAAGGAAAUAAAAUUGAUUUUCUAGAAUAAAAGAGCAAUAAAAUUUAUAGAGAAAAAUCUCCUGUCUUCAGAUGAUUGUAUAUUUGGUAUAUUCUUGACCUGAGCAUGUACGUGCAGAAAACUUCAUUCAUUCCUUGAUAUUCGUUAUAUAAUUAAUCUAUGUAUACUUAUAUAUUUUUGGUGUAUUUUUUUUAAUGAUUUUUCUAUAUACAGUGGCAUACUAUAUUAUCAUUUAUUAUUAUAUUACAUGUUUAGAUAGUACCAUAAGUUAGAGGAGAUACAGGAAUAUUGGUUAAAUUAAAAAUGUGCCAGAUUUUCCCCAUUUUCGCAAAUUUUUAGACACGCGAAAAAAAAAUGGAUAUUCGGUAUAAACAGGUUGGGUUACAUAAUGAGUAUAUCAUAAACUAUUUUAUACUUCGUUCUCUUUGUAAUGUAGAUUAUCAUGAAAAGUAAUCCUUUGAUCUUUAUUUUGAUGAGUCUUCAUUUUGAAAAAAAUACUCUAAGACUUAGUCUUUCAAACUCACAAAGUCCAUGAAUUAAAUCAAAGAUACUGUGUACAGGAAUGAAUAUGUCAGCCAUGUUUUACAUUGCAAAUUACAUUCAACAGAUUUUGCCAGCCGAAAACACCAUCAAAUUUCCACUUCCACUGCUAUGCUUACUUUAAAUGUUUUGGGUUUUUUUUGUUUUGUUUUUUUCAUCUGUUUGUCUUCUGAUAUGUUUAUUUUUGCAAUUUUUAUUUUUCAUUUGCUUUUUGUUUUUCUAUAUCCUAGCCAUAUUCAUGUAUAGUGAUAACCACUUUAGGUUGGUGAGAGUUAUGAAUAUUCAUGUAUAGUGAUAACCAUUUUAGGUUGGUUUGAGAGUUAUGAAUAUUCAUGUAUAUUGAUAACCAUGUUAUGUAGAUUUGAAAGUUUUGAAUAUUAUUCAAUACAUAUGUUUGAUUUGCAGUGAAACUGUAUAUGAGGGAUAUUAGUGUUAAAUACUGUGUUUGACACGGUAAUUAUUUAUUUUGUUUUGAAAAAUUUGAGAAGAAAUAUAAGCUUGAUUCAUUUUAAUUAUAUUUUUCUACUGUAAGAGAGAGAGAGAGAGAGAGAGAGAGAGAGAGAUGUGCAAAAUUAAAUAAUAAUGUGUGCAAGUUAGCAAGACUUUAAGUCUUAAAAUAAAGAUACAUACAAUGUGUAUUAUUUAUACAUGUGAAUGAAAAAUGUGUACUUUGUGUACAUGAAAUAAAUGCAUAAUUUACA
Magallana angulata is the source of this 5029-nucleotide messenger RNA. RefSeq names its product beta-hexosaminidase-like. Lineage: Eukaryota; Metazoa; Mollusca; Bivalvia; Ostreida; Ostreidae. Gene Ontology annotation, molecular function: beta-N-acetylhexosaminidase activity; polysaccharide binding. The transcript is spliced from 12 exons. The record is from RefSeq and is a predicted model, not a curated record. Gene Ontology annotation, biological process: carbohydrate metabolic process; glycosaminoglycan metabolic process; ganglioside catabolic process. Bases 161 to 2980 code for a protein of 939 amino acids. Gene Ontology annotation, cellular component: membrane.